GCCAUUAAACAGGUGGCGAAUUAUAAGAGAACUUGCAGAACACAUUCAACACUGUGAGCGAACAGUUUAGCGCAAAGGGGAUUUUUCGCAACAAUUUUCAUUAUUUUCUUUUGUUUGCUUUUUAAUUUAACAAUUGAUUUAAUUUUUAUUAUAUUGUGUUUAAAGCUGAUCAUUUGUACCGUAUAAUUAGUGCAUGUGUGUUUACAUGUAUAUUUAAUGAAUAUUCUAAUAACAACGUUUCUGCUGCUGCUGGGAUGCAGCGCUGCCAUUAUUGACGCCACAGAAGUAUCAUAUCGCUUAGCCAGGAAUGUUAUGCCCGUAGCAUAUGAUAUUUGGCUAAGACCAUAUCUCUUGGUCAGCGAUGGAGCACGUCGAUACACUUUUAAUGGUGAAGUUAACAUAACGUUGCAUUACAGCAAAGCGCAGGAAAUCACUUUACAUAAAAAUCUUAUUGAAAUAACUGGUGCUUGGCUGUACAACAACAACAACAAGUCCGCUCAACUCAUACAGACAUUUACUAAAGAUGAAUUGACCUUCGAUGAUAUAACACAAAAGUUAACAGUGCCUUUGAAAGAUCAGCUAACGCAGUACAACAAAUACAUCUUACGCUUCAUGUACACGGGGCAAAUACGUGAUGGUAUGCAAGGAUUUUUCCGCGCCAAUUACACUGACGACACCGGCUUGGAAAAAUGGAUCGGAGUAACACAAUCUCAGCGCAUCGAUGCACGCUCCAUAUUCCCUUGCUUUGACGAGCCCGCCUUCAAAGCCACAUUCCGCUUGGAAAUGAGUCGCCCAGCGAAAUACAAGACUGUGUUCAAUACAGAGUUAUUAGAGAGUAUACCAGAUGGCGCUGACCGUUACUUGGACAUCUUUGCUGCGACGCCACCAAUGUCCACAUAUUUAUUUGCGUUUCUCCUCUCAGAACACGAACAAUAUGGCAGUGAUGAUCUUAAAGUAAUUACGCGUGCAGAAUAUCAAAAUUAUACGCUCUUUGCUUACGAAGUGGCGGAGCGAGCUAUCAAAGCUUACGACGAAUACACCCGACAACCAUACAAGCAAUUAGGACUACCUCUGAUGCAACUUGCUGGAUCACCGAAAUUUCCACAUAAUGGAAUGGAAAAUUGGGGUUUAAUUAUAUAUAAGGACGAUGUGCUAGUAAACCAACCUGGCUACACUGAUGGCUGGUCAAACAAAGAGUACACGCUUACCAUAAUAGUGCAUGAGACAGCGCACAUGUGGUUCGGCAAUAGUGUGACAAUGGAAUGGUGGAGUUACUUCUGGUUAAAUGAGGGAUUUGCACGCUACUAUCAAUACUUUUUGGCGAACAAGCUAUAUCCGGAGUAUCAGUUAGAUCAACAAUUUGUUGUAAAUCAAAUUCAUUUGAUAUUUGAGAUAGACGCUACAAACGCCACUCAACCGAUGACCAGUCUAGCCACAAGUAUAAACACCCCACAAGAAAUCGGACAUAAAUUUAGCAGCAUCGCUUAUGCGAAAGGCGCCGCUAUUCUGCGUAUGAUGGCGAAUCUUAUGGGAGUCAAUAAUUUUGAUAACGCCAUUCGCGCCUACCUCAAAGAAUAUCAUUUGAAAAACACCAAACCAGAAUAUCUCUUCGAACACUUGAAAAACUAUUGGCCUUCCUUGCCGCAAGUUCAUUUGGAACAGUUCUUCUCAGAUUGGACCGAACAAGUCGGAUAUCCAGUGCUGUUUGUCAAUGUCAUUGCUGUAGGUCGAAUCAAUCUAACUCAAAAGCGUUUUUUGCUGGAUCCGCGUGAUGCUAAGACUGACAUACUCACAUAUACUAUACCACUUACCUAUACCACUGACAAUGAGCGCCAAUUUGAUAACCUGACAGCACGUAUUUACAUUCAAAAAGACAGCGACCUGUCUUUAAUUUUUGACAAACCUUACAAAUGGAUACUCUUCAAUCUACAACAGUCGAAUUAUUAUCGUGUCUUCUAUGACAAAACCUUAUUGUGGCAGCUUAAAACGGCGCUGUCCACAAGAAACCACAGCGGCAUACCAAUCAUAAAUCGCGCGCAACUGAUCGAUGAUUUAUUCAAUUUCGCACGCGUCGGCAUGUUGGGCUACGAUAAGGUAUUUGAAUUUACGGAAUACCUGACGUAUGAAACCGAAUAUUUACCUUGGUAUGCAUUUUUUUCGAACUUGCAACGCGUAGCGCAACGCUUGACAUUAGAACAACAAAAGUUGUUUGUGAAAUACUUGCAAGAUAUUAUGUCUAAUAUAUAUAAACAUUUGGGCUUUACACGAAGCAAUGACACAGUACUCGACAUUUACAAUCGCAAUAAGGUCAUCAGCUGGGCAUGUAAAUAUCAUUUGUUCGAAUGUGAUCGUGAAGCGCAGCAGCACUUCGAUGCUUUAAAAGCAACUGGCUCUAAGCCGACACCAGAUUUUCGUGAAACACUCUAUUGUAAUGCCAUAAGGGAUAGCCAACUGACCUAUUAUGGAAUUCUCAACGAAUGGUUCCGAAAUGAGAAAGUGAUUAGUGAAAAACAGAAGCUCAUGCGAGCAAUGAGCUGUACGCGAUUUUUCCAUGAAACUCAAUACAUCAGAAUACUCAGCGGUGAUAUACCAAGUGAAUAUACCAGUAUGAGUAUAACGGAAAUGUAUAAACAGAAUCCCGAAAAUGUGGAAGCUAUCCUCAUUAUGAUCACCACUACUAUUGACCACUUGGUAGUCAGAAUUGGUGGCUGGUCGAACCUUGCUAACUUAAUUCAUGACAUCGCGAACUACUUAACCACGCCAAAGCAGCAAAAGUUGCUGGAGGAUUUCGUGGAGGCGCACAGCUUACAUUUCGGUUCUUCUAUUUCAAUACUUCACGACGCGGUUGCUAAUGUCGAAACGAAUCUUAAGUGGGCAAAUAUGCACCUGCCAAAGCUACUACAGUACUUAGAGAGGCGAAAUGGUGCUGGCUUAAAGAGCAUAACUGCGCUUUUGUUGAUUUUCGUAAGCGUUGUGCAUAGGUUUCUUUAGCGUUUAAGUUUAUGAAGUUUAUGAACCAUUUUAGCAAAAUUGGUUGUUAAAUUUGUAUUUUUUUUAAAUUAUUGUAUGUUUUAAUGAAAAAAUUGAAAUGGUUGAUAAU
This is a messenger RNA of Bactrocera oleae (olive fruit fly), 3100 nucleotides long. Its product is annotated as aminopeptidase Ey. NCBI's taxonomy places the organism in Eukaryota, Metazoa, Arthropoda, Insecta, Diptera, Tephritidae. Gene Ontology annotation, cellular component: cytoplasm. The record is from RefSeq and is a predicted model, not a curated record. Gene Ontology annotation, biological process: peptide catabolic process; proteolysis. Gene Ontology annotation, molecular function: zinc ion binding; peptide binding; metalloaminopeptidase activity.